Molecule: messenger RNA, 4363 nt
Organism: Maylandia zebra (zebra mbuna)
Lineage: Eukaryota; Metazoa; Chordata; Actinopteri; Cichliformes; Cichlidae
Source: RefSeq, a predicted model, not a curated record
GCGUGCUCGCUCAGAGAAGCGGUGUGGCUGCAGAGAGACGCUCGUAUGCUUCCCUCACAGGCACUUUAAACAGGAUGUAGCGACUGAGCUAGACCACGGAGAGAAAAAAGCGAAAGAAAAAAAAAGAGCGGGUUAAGCACUGCGAUGUGACACACGCCAGAGAGACAGCGAUGACCGCCACGGCACAGGAGAAGAAGAGGACAGGAGUCCAGAUGAGGCACCUCACCCCCGGCAGGUCUUGACGGCUGCUCCCGCUGACCGGAGACCCCCACCUCCACGCCACGGCCGCAGCAGCAGCGCACGGUUUACGAGCACUGAAAACACAACAUUACCCGAAAUAUUUCACCCGUGAACCUUGAAAGCAGCCAUGGGGAGCCAGGGAGACUGCUGUGUGAAGGUUGCGUUGAGGAUUCGCCCUCAGAUGGCCAAAGAGAAGAUAGAAGGCUGCCACGUGUGCACGUUGGUCACACCCGGAGAGCCUCAAGUCCUCCUGGGAAAGGACAAGGCCUUCACCUAUGACUUUGUGUUCGACAUUGACUCAGAGCAGCCCCACAUCUACCAGAACUGCGUGUACAAGCUCAUCGAGGGCUGCUUCGAGGGCUACAACGCCACCGUGUUCGCUUACGGUCAGACGGGCUCAGGGAAGACGUACACCAUGGGGACGGGUUUCGAUGUAAGCCUGAGCCCACAGGAGCAGGGCAUAAUCCCGCGGGCUGUUCAUCAGCUGUUUGAGGGAAUCCAGGCCAGGAGGAUGCGCGCCCAGGAGGCCGGCACCCAGCCACCGGACUUUAAAGUCAGCGCCCAGUUCCUGGAGCUGUACAAUGAAGAGAUCUUGGACUUGUUCGAUGGAACCAGAGAUCCAGAGAGUCGCGGUAGGAAGUCCGCCAUAAAGAUCCACGAGGACGCCAGUGGCAGCAUCUACACCACGGGAGUCACUUCCAGAUUGGUGCACUCAGAGGACGAGCUGCUUCAGUGCCUGAAACUCGGCGCUCUGUCCCGCACCACUGCCAGCACUCAGAUGAACGCCCAGAGCUCCCGCUCGCACGCCAUCUUCACCAUCCACCUCUGUCAGAUGCGAGUCUGUCAGCAGCAAAUGCAGAACGGUGGAGGAGGGCAGAAUGGAGAGCUGAACGGUGGUGUGGAGUCUGGCCCGAUCUCCCAGCCAGAGUAUGAGACACUGAUGGCCAAGUUUCACUUCGUGGACCUGGCUGGCUCCGAGAGGCUGAAACGCACAGGCGCUACAGGAGACAGAGCCCGCGAGGGAAUCUCUAUUAAUUGUGGACUUCUGGCUCUGGGAAAUGUGAUCAGUGCUUUAGGCGAUCAGACCAAGAAGGGCGGACACGUCCCAUACCGAGACUCCAAACUUACCCGACUGCUUCAGGACUCGCUGGGAGGGAACAGUCGUACGGUCAUGAUCGCCUGCGUCAGCCCGUCAGACCGGGACUUCAUGGAGACGCUGAACACACUGAAGUACGCCAAUCGCGCCCGAAACAUCAAGAACAAGGUGAUGGUGAACCAAGACAAGACGAGCCAGCAGAUCAGCGCCCUGCGCGCCGAGAUAGCCCGACUUCAGAUGGAGCUGAUGGAGUACAAGGCGGGGAAGCGUGUAGCCUGUGAGGAAGGGUCAGAGGGCUACAGUGACCUGUACCAGGAGAACACCAUGUUGCAGAGAGAAAAUGACACCCUGCGUCUCAGGGUGAAAGCAAUGCAGGAGACCAUCGACCACCUCAACUCACGCGUAACACAUCUGCUGGCCAAUGAGGUCAGCACUCUGCUCGCCAAGUCAAGCGAGGGCAACGAGGAGAUCGGGACUCUAAUACAGAACUAUAUCCGAGAGGUUGAAGAACUCAGAACCAAACUUCUCGAGAGCGAGUCCAUGAACGAGUCGUUACGGCGACAAGUGGGCCGGCUCUCCUCCCGUUCCCCGUUCCCCACCUCCACUCUCAGCCCCGCCCCCGGUCACCCCCCGGGUUCUUCGCCUGCUCCCAUGUCUAUGGAGGCGGAGAUGACGGACGUGCUACGCCGGGCCAAGCUGGAUAUCGAGAGACUGAAGAAGAAAGAGAGGAGGCAGAGGAGGAUGAGCCCAGAGUUGGAGAAAGGUCUGAAGAAACGAGUAAAGCUGCACACUCAGGAGAACGGGCAGGGCGGGGAGAACGGGCAGGGCGGAGAGAUCGAUUCAGAUGAGAAUUACACCGAGGACAUCAUGUCUCCACUGCAGGAGGAGAGUGGCUGCGAUGACGAGGAGGGGGAGGACGAAGAGGAGGGUAGGGAGGAAGAGGAUGACUUUGACAGUGAUGAGAGCCUGGUGGAUUCGGACUCAGACUCGGAUGAGAAAGCCAACUUCCAGGCGGACCUGGCAGACCUGACCUGCGAGAUUGAGAUCAAGCAGAAGCUGAUAGAUGAGCUGGAGAACAGCCAGCGGAGGCUGCUGAUGCUAAAGCUGCAGUACGAGGAGAAGCUCAUCCUGCUGCAAAACAAGAUCAGAGACACGCAGCUGGAGAGAGACCGCGUGCUACAGAACCUCAUGACCAUGGAGAACUACACGGAGGAGAAGGCCAACCGGAUCAAGCAGGAGUACGAAAAACGCCUCAAGGAGAUGAAUCGCGACCUGCUUAAGCUACAGACGGCACAGAAGGAGCACGCACGCCUCCUCAAGAACCAGGGGAGGUAUGAACGGGAGCUGAAGAAGCUCCAGGGCGAGGUCAACGAGAUGAAGAAGGCCAAGGUGGCGCUGAUGAAGCAGAUGAAGGAGGAGCAGCAGAGGAGGAGGAUGGUAGAGGCGAAGAGAAACCGUGAGAUAGCCCAGCUAAAGAAGGAGCAGCGCCGGCAAGAGUACCAGAUUCGUGCGCUGGAGUCUCAGAAGCGGCAGCAGGAGCUGGUGCUGCGCAGGAAGACUCAGGAGGUGACCGCCCUGCGGCGCCUGGCCAAACCUAUGUCAGAUCGAGUGGCUGGACGAGUGGCCCGCUGGAACCAGACUCCCCCGGUUACGGACUCUGGAGCUGAGUUAUCAGCGAGCACCACGGCGAGCAGCUCUGAGCCCGAGACUGCGAGGACCGUAAGCGGACUGGUGCGGCAGUGGAACAACAAGAACAGCGUGUACGGAUAUCUGGGAGAGAGCGAAGGCAGCAUGGAUGGAACACGCGUCAUCGGCAGUAGAAAGAAGUUGCCGCGUAAGCCAGCCGGCCUGGGCAACAGUGGAGCUGCAGGCAGAACCAGCAGCAUUUCAAAGUCUGCACGUCAGAAGUGGCAAGCUCUCGAGCGUCGAAUCACGGACAUCGUCAUGCAGAGAAUGACUAUUGCAAACAUGGAAGCCGACAUGGAUCGCCUUAUCCAGAAGCGAGAAGAGCUGACGGCCCAACAGGAAGCGCUCUCACAUAAGAGAGAGGUGCUGAUGGCGGACGGGGAGGGGCCAGAAGCUGAGGACCGCCUCCUUCAGGAAAUUAACGAGGAUAUUGAGGUGCUGAACGCCAAUAUAGACUACAUCAACGACAGCUUGUCUGACUGCCAGGCCACCAUUGUACAGAUAGAGGAGACCAAGGAUGAGCUGGACUCAGUGGACACCUCAGUGGUGAUCAGUUCAUGCUCCUUGUCUGAAGCACGCCACCUGCUGGAUCACUUCCUAAAGGCUUCCAUAGACAAGAGUUUGCAGGUGGCUCAGAAGGAGGCUCAAAUCAGACUGCUCGAAGGCCAGCUGAGACAGACAGAUGUGAUUGGCUCGUCCCACAAUCACAUGAUCCUCGAUGCCCUAAGAGAAAAGGCUGAGUGCAUCCCCGAGCUCCAGGCUCUCAUCCACAACGUACAGCAGGAGAAUGGUUAUGCGAGCACAGAUGAGGAGCCCUCUGAAUUCAGCCAAGCCUCCGACAGCAGCGUGUCUCAGAUGAAAGAAUCGAACAGCCAAGAUGACUUCAAAACAAAAUUACAGCAGAUGGAGCCCCGUCUCUCAGCUCAGAUGAAGGCGGUGUCAGCAGAGUACCUCGGUCCAAUCCUGGACCCCUCAUCCGGCAGCAAACCGCAGCACAUCACCAAGUCUCUGGCUUCACUGACGGACAUCCAGGAGGACGGCCUGAGUCUUGCUCCAGGGAGCCUUGUCAGCCUGGCAUUAAGAGACACGUAUCACAGGGACCGGGUAUCCCGCACCAUCAGCUUGCCUGUGAGGGGUCACACCUUUCCCAGGCAGUCUCGGGGCUAUGACACUUCCCCCCUAACCAGAAGGAAAUCUUACGACCGUGCGUACAGGCCGACUGAUGGCUACACUCCCCCCUCCCCUCCUCUGAGGACCAGGAACGACCGCAACGUCUUCUCGAGGCUCACCAGCAACCAAACCCAAGGUUCUGCUCUGGACAAGUGAGUGCAGAUCCAUACG